UUAAUAGAAAUUACAAAAUGUAAAAAUAAGAUUAGAGGGACAAGACAACGUGCAGAUAAACUGUAGAACAUCACAACUAAUGCUCAUCACUUGGGUUAUAUAAAGAUCAAUGAUUCUAAGAGACUUUUAUUUAAUUUAUAUGCGGCAGCCGCAUACUCAUAUAUGGAGACCACAAAAGAGGUAUGGGAUAGCUUAUCAAACCAUACAAACUACUUAUUGGAAAACUGGUUUUGAAUUGGAAGUUUACAAAAUACACUAAAGAUUACCAUGGGAGACGAAACAUAUAUAAAAAAUAUAUAACAAAAGGGGCAUGUGAGGGUGUGGACUGUGGAGAUAUUGUAUUGUCACUGAAAACUUUAUGGGGGCGUGUUUACUGAAACUCUGUCGAUGGUGUGUGUAUAAUAAGAUUCGUGAGUCACAUGGAGAGGAGAGACCAAACAAAAGUGAAACCUCCCCACCACAAACAAGACUCAAUAUUUUUCCAUAUGUCAACACCACACUCUUUUACACAUCCAUCGUUAAAUUUACAUGUUACAUAUCUUUUUUUUUCUUUUAAUUUGCACUAUAACAUAAAUACUAAACUAACAUAUUAGUAUCAUGUGACUCGUCUCUCUUCCCUUGUUCUCAAUCUCGAUACAUAGCUUUCUGUUCUGUGUUGGUGGAGGAUACUUCAUCGCAGAGGAAAUCUUUUUAAGUUUCAGUGAUUGUCUUCAGAUUUUUAAUUUUAUAGGCAUUACACAUUAAUCAUUUUAUCAUCUGUACUUGUACGAUCUUCACAACCACAAAAUAAGCAUUAUGAUUUUGUAUUAUACGCUUAAUAUGAAUGAUUUAUAUAUUUAAAGUAUGAUUUGAUAUUAAAACAUCUAAGUUACUUUAAUUAAAACACGAAGAGUUUUUCUUUAUAAGAAACUAGAUAAGAGCAUUAUUAACGGAAAAUGGUUCUUAGAGUAGAGUUCUUAGUGGAAUAUAAGAAACCGUCUCUAAAUUUUUAACUUAAAAAACUAAGAACCUGCUCUUAAUCAUGUUCUAAAGCGCCUACGUGGCCACAUGUUUACAACAACAACGAUAACGCCUUCUUCAUGCUAAUUUUAACCCUCAUCUAUAAGACUAAACUUAACAUAUACAAACAAAGAAAACACACUAAACAUUACGUAACAGAUGAUACAUAAUUAGAUAUUAUACCUAUCCGAACUAUUGACCGUUGACCAGUUCUAAUUGAUUCUUAGCUUUUUGCCAUAUUGAGCCAAUACACACAGCACACUUUCACCCAAUUUCUAUUUUUUUUUACCUUUUUUGUUUAUUUCGGAAAAUGAUUUUAUUAGUUGUUAUUGUUAUCCAUUCAACUUAUUACUCUAUUAAAAUCCUUAAGCUAAGCAACCAAUCUUCUUCCUCUUUAAAAAGAGAUUUUGAACCCUUUGAAAACCAAAAAAACAAGCACCAGUAUCAAUAUCGAUAUCGCAAACCCAAACACGAAAAAAUAAACUUGGUUAUUAUCAAGAAACAAGAAACAAGAAACAAGAAACAAGAUGGAGGAAGCAGGGCGUAAAGGAGAUCCGUUUCCGGGUUUUGAGAUGAGUGUUCACAACGACGACUGCGUUUUCCGGCGAUCUCUAAGCUGCCGGCUGCAGCGACGAGCUCCCUGUCCUCUCUUAUUACCACCAAGACCUCCUCCUUCUAAGGAAGCUCCUCCUUCUACGACUGGCGCCUCCACGUCUGCGUUAUGUCAAAACAGCACAGAUCCGAUCCCUCUAUUGUCCCCACUCGUCCCUCCUUCAAUGCUUCAACCUAACCCAACCGCCAGCUCUCGCUGACUCUUUCUCUUUCCAAUCUCUUAGGCUUUGUUUUCUUCUUGCAAUGACAGUGUUCUCCAUGUCAACUCAUUAACCAUCUAGAUUCAAAUACUGUCAUCAUUGUCUCUAUUCAGAUUCACAUUUUCACAAAGGUGCCGAGGAUCUCGUCAUUUCCUCUCUCGACCUUUUGGUUUUGUUAACAUCAUUUAUUAAUAUAUAUAAUGUACACGUACUAAUAUGUUAUAAUAUUUUCUUAUUGAGCAUCAAGUAUCCUUGUCCAUUGACACACAAUGUUUCCCAAAGUUUAUUUUUAUCCGUGGAUUUUACAAAGCAUGUGAAUACCAAGAAGAAGAACAAGACGACCCCCUCCCCUUAUAGUUAGGUUGAUUUUGGGGGGGGGGGGGGGGGGGGGGGGGGGAGAUAGAAGGCUAUAUUGGCUUGUACAUCAAGUAUCUGUUUUUAUUGUUUUUCUUUGUUGGGCGGACCACAUAUCAUCGUGUCCACAAGUUGAGGGCUAAAGGAGACCUCGACUAGUGAGUCUGUGACACCAACGUUUGGAUCACAUGAAUGUAAGAAAUCAAACCAACAUCGUCAUUCGUCAACAAAGACAGAGUAUAAAAAUAAGAAAAACGUAUAAGGAGUUCUUAAACUCAAUGUUCUCUAUAUAUUCCUGAACCAGCAUAGCAAAUCACACCUAAGUCAAGUAGGGUACCACAAAGAUAAUACACAACAGAAAACAACAACAUAAAUGAAAAUGUGUAAUAACAUAAUUUCUUGUAUAAAGGCCCUAAGUUUAUUUAGAGACAUAAUACAUAUUUAAAUGAGUUUUAUAACAUAUAUAUAUGCGUUUAGCUUUUUCGUUAAAGAGGCCAACACUCAUAAAUUCGCAAACAAGAAAUUUGAACCGAAAAUAUUUGUAUUUCGUAUUAACAAAUCUUCAAAGAACCAGUAUAAUCCAAUGUACUUCCGGGUUCGGUUCUCAAUCGGUUCUUUGGUUUAAAAAUAUCUGAUUUAUACAUACUUUAUAACCAAAACAUAAGUAAAAUCGGUUAUUCGAGUUUAAAAUACCUAAUUUGUACCUUUUUGUAAUAAAAACAAAGUAAAAAAAGAUUCAAAAAUAAGAAAAGAAUAUCAAACGUGAUCAUUCAAAAUCAAACAAAAGAAAUAUUUAUUGAUAAAAAAAAGCCAAAUAAAGAAAAGCAUAAAAUGAAAACUAAAUUCUCAUGAAAUAAGAAACAUUUUUUAAUGAAAACAAAAUCUAAAUCUAAAUAUUUCAAGAUUCAACAGCCGCAUUCAACCAUCAACCUUUAUGUAAUAAAACCACCAACAUUCAUAUAAUAGAUAAGUAUUUUAGAUGUUCAAUAUAUCUUAAUAUAUUUUGAAUACAUAUUAGGAAUUGAGAUCAUAUGUUUGGUACAAAAAAAUUUUGGGGUUUGAAUAUUUCGGGUUCUAUCGGAUAUCCAUUUAGGUUCGGGUUCGGAUAAUAUCCAUAACCCGAAAUACCAUAAAACAUGAUCCAUUCGAUAUUUAUGUCGGUUUUGGAUCGGUUCAGAUUCAUUUAUAUCGGAUCGGAUACGGUUUGGGUUUUCGGAUUCGGUUUAUUUACCCAGUCCUACUCGAGACUUUAACUCACAAAGAUAAUAGAAAAUACACAACAAAAAACAACAACAUAAAUUAAAAUAA
Brassica rapa (field mustard) is the source of this 3473-nucleotide messenger RNA. RefSeq lists its product as uncharacterized. Lineage: Eukaryota; Viridiplantae; Streptophyta; Magnoliopsida; Brassicales; Brassicaceae. The record is from RefSeq and is a predicted model, not a curated record.